CAUAUUUGUCCACCGCGUCUCUCUCUCCUCUUUCACUCAUUUUCUCUCUCUAUAUCUAUAUGUAUAUAUAUAUCGCAUCUCCGAAUUUCGGGAGAGAAAAAGAAAUAGAAAAUCUUUGAAUCAAAAUCUAUUCAACCAAACACUAACUCUCGAACUCCACCACAACCAAUUUUCUCAAAACCCAAAUCGCCUCGGUUCAUGUAAUUAAUCCGAAUUCGAAUCUGGGUUUUGGUGGAUUCGAUUUGGAGACCCGAGAGAGAGAGAGAGAGAGGGAGGGAUCAUGACUCGGCGGUGUUCGUAUUGCAGCCACAAUGGCCACAACUCUCGGACCUGCCCGAAUCGUGGAGUCAAGCUAUUCGGAGUCCGGUUGACUGAUGGAUCGAUCCGGAAGAGUGCCAGUAUGGGUAACUUGACCCAUUACACCGGAUCCAGUAGCGGUAGCCUUCAAAAUGGCCUCGCCGGAAACAACCACGACUCUCCCGGAGACACGCCAGACCACGGCGGCGCCGCCGGAGAUGGGUAUGCGUCGGAGGAUUUUGUUCCCGGGUCGUCGUCCAGUCGGGAAAGAAAGAAAGGUGUUCCAUGGACUGAAGAGGAACAUCGGAUGUUUCUAUUUGGUUUACAAAAGCUUGGCAAAGGUGAUUGGCGUGGAAUAUCACGCAAUUAUGUAAUAUCAAGAACACCCACACAGGUUGCUAGCCACGCCCAGAAAUAUUUCAUCAGGCAAUGCAAUGCUUCUAGGAGAAAAAGACGUUCCAGCCUAUUUGACAUUGUAGCCGAUGAAUCAGUUGACACUCCCAUGGAAUCACAUGAUUUCUUCACGGUCAACCCUCAAACCGAGACACAAACAAACAACCCAUUGCCGGACCCUCCUACUUUGGACGAAGAGUGUGAAUCAAUGGAUUCUACAAACUCCAACGAUGGGGAACAACCUGUCCUGCAAAAGCCCGAUAGUUCUCAGCACUGUUACCCUGUUAUGUUUCCUGCUUAUAUCACUCAAUUCCUACCAUUUUCCGUUCCAUUUUGGCUCAGAGGGCACAGUACAGAGGCAGCUAAAAUGGAGGAGACACAUGAAGUGCUUAAGCCCACAGCAGUACAUUCAAAGAGCCCAAUUAAUGUUGAUGAGCUGGUUGGAAUGUCGAACCUCAGCAUCGGGGAAUCCCUUGGGGAUGCGGGCCCCUCCCCUCUCUCGCUCAAACUGCUUGAAGGUUCGUCUAGUAGGCAGUCGGCUUUCCAGGCUAAUCCUGGCUCGGGGAGCUCAGGUGUUAACUCAAUCAGCAAUCCAAUCCAUGCAGUUUAGAACUCUGUCUCGAGAUUACGGGGUGCUACAUGCUGACGGGAUCUAGAGAGACUUGUUAAUAUAAGACAAUAAUGUGCUGUCUGGUUUGGAUUCAGUUAUAGUUGUCUUUGUUGGAUAACCUUUAAUAAGUUUUUUAUUUCUAGGAAUUGUUAAUUUAAAAGUCAGUUCUGACCUUGUAGGGUUUAUAUCAACUUGUGUCACAAUUUCUUGAACUUCUAGCAAUUUUGUGUCAAGUUCUUUUGAUCUUCCUAUGUUCAUUUUCUGUGGUAUAUUAACUUAGAAAUGUCCUCUGAUGUUAUGUUGUCAGUUUAACUAGAAAAUGAGAUACGGUAUGGCAUUGGAUAUUUGUUA
Molecule: messenger RNA, 1651 nt
Organism: Camellia sinensis
Lineage: Eukaryota; Viridiplantae; Streptophyta; Magnoliopsida; Ericales; Theaceae
Source: RefSeq, a predicted model, not a curated record